Arabidopsis arenosa is the source of this 2140-nucleotide messenger RNA. Lineage: Eukaryota; Viridiplantae; Streptophyta; Magnoliopsida; Brassicales; Brassicaceae. The record is from the annotation of a GenBank genome assembly.
AGAAGAAAAAAAUCCAGCGCUAUAGUGUAUUAAAUGAAAAAAUAAAUCAUUAAAAGCUUGGAUUUUAUUCUUGUUUGGUACAACCAAUGAUAAUAAGUGAGAAAAAGUAUUAAUUAGAGUUUGCUUCACGUUUGAGUUUCAAAAGUGUAACGACGCCAGGAGAAUUUUAUAGGGUCGCAAGUGUCAGCUUUGGAUAUUUGUCUUCGCUGCAACUAUUGACCUUUUUCGCAUUCAGCGAAUCAGAUCGCUAUAGUACAGUGCACCCUACCGUCUCUGAUCACCGCACCGUCUCAAUUAGAUCCGACCCGAAACGGAUCCUUCUUUGAAACUUCGCUGUGAGAUUCGCAUUCCUCUGUUCUACCAUUUAACAAUUAUCCUCUUCUUCGUCUUCGCCAACUUCUUGCGCUCUUCAUACUUCUCCAGUUUGUCUUGAGGUUUAUCUGGAAUAAGAUGGAAGUUUGCGGGGAUCUGAAUUCUGAUAACUUAAAGAACCGCCCCUUGACUCCGCUUAGGAUUCUGAGGGGCUUGAUGAUUCUACUGGUGUUUGUCGCUACUGCUUUUAUGUUCCUGCUGUACUUUGCACCAAUAGCUGCUCUAGGUCUACGGCUUCUGAGUGUGCAUCAAUCUAGGAGAGUUAUUUCGUUAAUCUUUGGUCUCUGGUUAGCUUUGUGGCCUUACCUGUUUGAAACGGUUAAUGGGACAACCGUGUUGUUCUCUGGAGACAUCAUUCCGGUUGAGAAACGUGUUUUGCUUAUUGCAAAUCACAGGACGGAGGUGGAUUGGAUGUAUUUGUGGAAUAUUGCCUUAAGAAAAGGGUGCCUUGGUUACAUCAAAUACGUGCUCAAGAGCAGCUUGAUGAGGUUACCUAUUUUUGGCUGGGGUUUUCAUGUUUUGGAGUUUAUACCAGUGGAGAGGAAGCGGGAGGUCGACGAACCUGUUUUGCUUCAAAUGCUUUCAUCGUUUAAGGAUCCUCAAGAACCCUUAUGGCUUGCUCUAUUCCCGGAAGGAACCGAUUUCACUGAAGAGAAAUGCAAGAGAAGCCAAAAGUUUGCAGCUGAAGUUGGUCUUCCAGCACUAUCAAACGUACUUCUACCAAAAACAAGGGGUUUUGGCGUUUGCUUAGAAGUUCUUCAUAACUCUUUGGAUGCAGUAUAUGAUUUGACUAUCGCAUAUAAACCUCGUUGCCCAUCUUUCAUGGACAAUGUAUUCGGGACGGAUCCUUCAGAAUUGAAGGACAAGCUGCUAUCCGAUUUCAAUGCUCAGGGGCAAUUCCCAAAUCAAAGACCAGAAGAAGAACUCUCUGUUCUGAAGUGCAUCGCAACAUUUGCUGGGGUGCAAAUGAGAUCAGGUGGCAUUGCUGAUUCCGCCACCGUGUUCACUUUACAGAACAGUUGUCCUUACACCGUCUGGCCAGGAACUCUCUCCGGCAACAGCGUCACCCUCGGCGACGGCGGAUUUACCUUGACUCCAGGCGCUUCCGUACAGCUCACGGCUCCUACGGGAUGGUCAGGCCGGUUCUGGGCUCGUACCGGCUGCAACUUUGACGCCUCCGGCCACGGUACCUGCGUCACCGGAGACUGCGGAGGCGUUUUAAAAUGUACCGGCGGCGGAGUUCCUCCAGCGACUCUAGCCGAAUUCACCGUCGGAUCAAGCAAUGCCGGCAUGGAUUUCUACGACGUGAGCCUUGUCGACGGAUACAAUGUCAAGAUGGGGAUAAAACCACAAGGAGGAUUCGGAAAUUGCAAAUACGCAGGCUGCGUCUCCGACAUCAACGAGAUUUGCCCUAGCGAGCUUAGGAUCAUGGAUCCGAAUUCGGGAAGUAUCGCGGCGUGUAAAAGCGCUUGCGCGGCUUUUAAUUCGCCGGAAUUUUGCUGUACUGGUGCUCACGCGACGCCGCAAACUUGUUCUCCGACGUAUUACUCGUCGAUGUUUAAGAACGCUUGCCCUAGCGCUUAUAGUUACGCUUACGACGACGCUUCGAGCACUUUCACUUGUACCGGAUCUAACUACUUGAUCACUUUCUGCCCUACCCAGUCUUAAUUAAAACCGGAGCUCCGGUUUAGAUUUGGGUUGGGUUUCUCUCUCUCACGUUUCUUUUGCUUGUUAUGUACGGAAAGAGAAAUAAAGAAAAGAUAAUAAG